Messenger RNA from Quercus lobata, 1550 nucleotides. RefSeq names its product 6-phosphogluconate dehydrogenase family protein. The record is from RefSeq and is a predicted model, not a curated record. Gene Ontology annotation, molecular function: NAD binding; 3-hydroxyisobutyrate dehydrogenase activity; NADP binding. The coding region runs from base 218 to 1273 and encodes 351 amino acids. Lineage: Eukaryota; Viridiplantae; Streptophyta; Magnoliopsida; Fagales; Fagaceae. The transcript has 10 exons. Gene Ontology annotation, biological process: L-valine catabolic process.
AACAACAAAGCAUAAACUGAAUGCAAAACUUUUCACGAGUGAAAUCACCCGCUGAGUUUUCCAAAAAAAGGAAAAAAAAACAAAAGAGUUGGCAAGAAAAAGACAUUGUCUUUUAUGAAUAAACAAUCAUAUACUAUUCUAUUACAAAUUGAUAUAAUAAUAGAAGUGAGCUUGUUGUUCAUAUUUAUCUGCACAAAGUGUAGUGGUAGUUCAUGAGAUGAUGAGUAUGGCGAUUUGCAGGGUGAGAGCAGCACUGCUUUCUCUUUCCAACCAUAAAUCUUCUCUUAUAUCCUCUUCUUCUUCUUCUUCUUCAAUACGCAGUUUUUCAUCAUCCCAGUUUGAGAGUGUUGGGUUCAUUGGGCUGGGAAAUAUGGGCUCCAGAAUGGUGAAUAAUCUUUUGAAGGCUGGAUACAAUGUGACUGUUCAUGACAUAAAUUGUAAUGCCAUGAAGAAGUUCUCUGUUAUGGGAGUUCCAACAAAAGAAACACCUUUUGAAGUUGCAGAAGCAAGUGAUGUUGUAAUAACAAUGUUGCCUUCUUCAUCUCAUGUAUUUGAUGUUUUCACUGGACCAAAAGGUUUGCUUCAAGGUGGCAAUCCCCUAAGACCAUGGUUAUUAAUAGAUUCAUCUACUAUUGAUCCACAAACAUCGAGAAAGCUUUCUGUGACUGUAUCUAAAUGUAAUUUAAAGGGAAAGAAAGACAAUUUGGUAAUUCCUGUCAUGUUGGAUGCUCCAGUAUCUGGGGGUGUUCUUGCUGCAGAAGCUGGCACACUUACUUUCAUGGUUGGUGGAUCCGAGGAAGCUUUUCUGGCUGCAAAACCCUUAUUCCUUUCAAUGGGCAAAAACACAAUAUAUUGUGGGAAAGCAGGAAAUGGUUCAGCUGCAAAGAUCUGCAAUAAUUUGGCAAUGGCUAUUAGCAUGCUUGGUGUUUCAGAAGCCCUUGCUCUUGGUCAGUCUCUGGGAAUUUCUGCCAGUACUCUGACAAAAGUAUUCAACUCUUCAAGUGCUCGCUGUUGGAGUAGUGACAGCUAUAAUCCAGUUCCUGGAGUGAUGGAAGGAGCACCCUCUUCUAGGAAUUAUGACGGUGGGUUUGCAUCUAAGCUUAUGGCUAAAGACUUAAUCCUUGCAGCAGAAUCAGCCAAAGACAUUGGUCAAAAAUGCCCAUUAACAUCCCAUGCUCUAGAGAUAUAUACAGAGCUUUGCAAGGAUGGCAAUGAAACUAGGGACUUCUCCUGUGUUUUCCGUCAUUAUUACUCUGGCAUGGAUGAGUUAUAGUUCAACCAGUAAAUGAAAUGCUUGUAUUCAGCCAAAGAAAAAGGUUUCGCUUGUAGAAGAAGCUCAAGUGUUGGAAAACUUUAUGCUUCUUUUUUAGCAUCCAAUUCUUCGCCAUUUCACACUGGUUUGUUACUUGUUAGAAUUGUUCGUUUCUUUAAACUGGUUAAAUUCGUUGCAGUCUUGUAUAUUUUGUCUGAAAUAAGUUGCAUAAAGCACCAGAGUAUCUAAUAUCUAAAUUUAUAUCAUAUAUAUACAAUAAAAGAUGGGUCUUAAAAGA